AUGAGAAUCCAGAGCUCCCUCCUCCUGGUAGUCCUCCUGGCUUUGGAGACCCAGCUGCCUGUGGCCUGGUGCAGGAACAAGGGAGAAAAAUUGGGGGGCUGCCCACCAGACGAUGGACCUUGCCACCAGGUGACUCUUGACCAGUGCAUGAAUGACCGCCAGUGUCCCUCAUCUAUGAAGUGCUGCUCCAGAGCCUGUUUCCGCCAGUGCGUCCCCAGGGUCUCAGUAAAGCUGGGCAAGUGCCCCGUGGAUAAACUCCACUGCCUCAGUCCUAAAAAGCACACGUGUAACAAAGACUUUGACUGCUCAGGUAAGAAGCGAUGCUGCCUCAGCGCCUGUGGCCGGGACUGCCGAGACCCCAGCAAAGGCUAAUUCCGGCUUAAGAUCUGUGGCUCUGCACCUCAGGUGUGGUUCCCACCAGGAAGAGAUCACGAAGGGGGCCAGGGAUCCUGCCACCCAGGUCAUCUCUCCAGAGCAGUUGUUAUCUUUUGAGAGACAGUGGCCUGUUGCCACUUCCCCUACAACUCAUGCCUCCUGGUUUCUCCUCCUGAGCGCCAAGGUCCACAGCAGACCUUAAAGACACAUCUCAUCACUCCAGCUCCCCAUCCCCUGCCAUGCUGAGCUUCCCACCCUACCUCAUAGCCAUUUUUACAUCUCCCUGUACAUUCUGUUUCCUCCCCUUAAAAUGCCAACUCAGGCAGCCUCUUCUCUACGGAGCCCUGAACCCACCUCCAAAAGUCCUUCCCCGCAAAUGUACGUCUAGCAGAAUUUCCCAAACACACGCUGUUACAAUCUGUAACCGCCACACUAUAACAUGUUGUGUAAAGCACGCCCUGUACAUCAUUUACUUGAUGUCUUCAUUUAAAUGGCUCACUUUUGGGUGUAACAAUUCAUUUCCAAAGGAUGGUGUGUGUGUGGCAGGGGGGUCACUACAGUAAGUGAGAUCUGCAAGAUCACUGGUCAGAAACGGAAUGGAAUUGUGAAGCCAACUGUAAUAAAAACAGCAGUUCCCUUAAGUUAAUUUAUGCUCGAUUUAAAUAAUACCAUUAAAUUCUAGCUAGAUGUGGCCACCCGCCAAGGCAGAGCCUGUCUCUGUUUUAAUAAAUGGAGAUUAACAAGGGUUAAAGAGAUGUCAGAGAUGCAGAGCUCCGACUGAGUCAGCUCCCUGGGCAGAGUUGGGAGCGAAAAGAGAGCCUCGCACUGCAGGGUUGAUGCUGUAGAAUCUCAGGUUGUAGCCAAGCGCUCGCUGAGAUCAU
Peromyscus eremicus (cactus mouse) is the source of this 1256-nucleotide messenger RNA. It is a transcript of the gene Wfdc5, whose product is annotated as WAP four-disulfide core domain 5. Lineage: Eukaryota; Metazoa; Chordata; Mammalia; Rodentia; Cricetidae. The transcript is spliced from 4 exons. Gene Ontology annotation, cellular component: extracellular region. The record is from RefSeq and is a predicted model, not a curated record. Gene Ontology annotation, molecular function: peptidase inhibitor activity. Bases 1 to 372 code for a protein of 123 amino acids.